Cryptococcus deneoformans JEC21 is the source of this 1584-nucleotide messenger RNA. RefSeq names its product alternative oxidase 1. Gene Ontology annotation, biological process: alternative respiration. The transcript is spliced from 6 exons. Gene Ontology annotation, cellular component: mitochondrion. NCBI's taxonomy places the organism in Eukaryota, Fungi, Basidiomycota, Tremellomycetes, Tremellales, Cryptococcaceae. Gene Ontology annotation, molecular function: alternative oxidase activity. The coding region runs from base 93 to 1298 and encodes 401 amino acids. The record is from RefSeq and is a predicted model, not a curated record.
UCAAUUAGAUACAAUUCUCGCCAUUAUUAGCUAGCGUUUGCAAUUCUGUUUCCCGGAUUACCCUCAAGCAACCUACUAUAACCAACCCAACCAUGUCUGCUAUUCUGCUCCGGUCCGGCAAUGUUGCUCGCUCCACCAUCCUUGCCGGUGGACCUUCGAUCGGCGGUCCAAUGACCCUCCGCUCUGCCUAUUCGAGUACUCGUACUUUUUCCAUUUUUACCAAGGCCAAAAUUCAAUCCGGCAAUAUGAACCGUGCUAGUCUAUCACUACGGCCCAGUGUAAGGGAGGCGGAGAAAUCUCAAGGGCCUGUUGUGGGAUCAGAAGGCAAGGGAGUGGAAGGCCCGCACUAUCAAGAUCAAGCUUCGCACAAUGUAUUGUCGGAUGCUUCGACCACCGGCGCUUGGACAAUGUUCAAUCCCAUAUACACCGAGAAGGAACUCAACACUGUUCAGGUCGUGGGAAGAGCCCCCGUUACAUUUGGCGACAAAGCCGCUCACAAGACCGUCAAAUUCCUCCGCAAGUGCUUCGAUUUGCUAACCGGCUACACCCCCUAUGAAGUCCCCGCUUCUGUGCUUGCUCAGAAACCCAUACCCAUCGCCGAGUUACGCUCCAAGGGCAAGCUUUUGUCCGACCAGAAGUGGUUAUUCCGAAUCAUCCUUCUUGAGUCCAUUGCCGGGGUACCUGGUAUGGUUGGCGGAACCUUGAGACAUUUGAGGAGUAUGAGAUUGUUGAAGAGGGAUGGUGGAUGGAUACAUUCAUUGUUGGAGGAGGCCGAGAACGAAAGGAUGCACCUUCUCACAUUCAUGACCAUUGCUCAGCCUGGCAUCUUCACUCGGGCACUCGUUCUAGCCGCUCAAGGCGUCUUCUAUAAUGCUUUCUUCCUCACCUAUCUCAUAUCCCCCAGGAUCGCCCAUCGAUUCGUUGGUGCGCUUGAAGAAGAAGCUGUUCGUACCUACACGCACUGUAUCUCCGAUAUGGAGGCUGGUCUUAUCCCCGAAUGGAAAGAUAUGCCUGCACCUGCGAUUGCUAUCGAUUACUGGAGAUUACCAGCAAGCUCGUCCCUUCUCGAUGUGAUCAGGGCUGUGCGGGCCGAUGAAGCUACCCACAGGUUUGUCAACCACUCUUUGGCCAACUUGGAUCAAAAGAGGGACUUCAAUCCUUUCGCAUUGUCAGAGGCUAGUCCUGAGGAACGUGGCAGCAAGUGGGGCUACACACGAGAAGAAUCUGCCAGAUUUGCUCUGGAACAGCAGCAAAAACUCAUGACUGCCUCUGAAAAAAGUAAGGGGCUCGUUGAAUGAUGCUCAUAAAAAACAAUAAGGUUUUCAGUUAAUACCCAUAUCAUUAUAUACCUUUGUUGUACAUAUCAAUAUGCCCACAAACUGUCCCAUUAUCUUACUAUAGUCGUGUUCCCCUCGUCGUUGCAUCCUCAUGUUCGAAAUUUAAAGCCCCUCUAUUUUCUGCUAGAUAAGUCUGCGGCCAGCGGGAAGCCUCGGAGUCUGGAGCUAGUUUUCCAUGCACUCUUUAACGGGCAUAAAACCUAUCUCCGCCUUAUCUCUCCACCUCCUUCCGCCGUCAUGCAUCUCC